Molecule: messenger RNA, 4771 nt
Organism: Oncorhynchus keta (chum salmon)
Lineage: Eukaryota; Metazoa; Chordata; Actinopteri; Salmoniformes; Salmonidae
Product: nck-associated protein 5-like
Exons: 12
Coding region: 614-4540 (1308 amino acids)
Biological process (GO): microtubule depolymerization; microtubule bundle formation
Cellular component (GO): microtubule plus-end
Source: RefSeq, a predicted model, not a curated record
UGGAAGUAUGAGUGAGCAUCAGAGAGAAGGACAGAAAUAGAGCGAUAAAGGAUUGAAUUGCAGAGGGAGGCUCAGAGAGAGAGAGCAAUGGUGGUGCACAUGGGUUUAUGGUGUUGUUGCAAGAGCCUUUUCUGUCAUUUUCUGUGGACAUGAACCUCACGUGGAUUUUGUUUUCUCAGACUCCCAGUGGAUUUCCCUGCAAUUCCUCCCUGGAUCUAAACAGCUGUUGAAGACUUGAAGACCAAACCAUGCCUUCUCUUCAUUGUAGCUUCAACAUGGGCCCUUGACUGGGUUCCCUGGCUGGAUUCUUACUACCACGGAUACCCUUCACAUUUUUUUAUUUAACUCUAUCUUAGUCCAAAUGAGAUCAAAAUACCUAUUUUUCAAGGGAGACCUGACGACGAAGGAUGGCGCUAUGUGGCACCUCCACUAAGCACCACCCCUCAGUGCAUGCUCUGCAGUGAAGAUUCCUCCAUGUGCUAUCUAUACUGACGUCCCUAAUCGUGGAUAGCCACUGACAGGCCUGAGCGAUCCGAAAGUCUAGCCGGAGAACAAGCAACAUCUGGGCGUGGGGAGAGAGGAGAGGGACGAGGCUCAGCAAGGAUAUUAGCAGAUGGUGUCACUACAACAACACUUUGUCAGUAUGGAGGAGACUGUGAGGAGCCUGCUACAGAACCAGGACACACUGGAGGGCCCCAGCGUGGAUCCACUGGACCUUAUGAAAGCCUACAAGAACAAACUCCUGGAGGAGAUGUGGAAACAGCAGAACAGUCUGGAGGGCCUAACACCCCCUUUGAUAGAUAGGAGGCCCAACUCUCCAGGAUGCAGCAGUAGGGGACAUGAGGAGGACUCCCACGAGGCCAAGCCCCUUCUAGAGCGACUACGGGCCCUGGAGGUGGAGAACUCUGCCUUGAUGAUGGAGAACGACAACCAGAGGAAGCAGUAUGAACGUUGUCUGGAUGAGGUGGCUAAUCAGGUUGUUCAAGCACUCCUCACUCAAAAGGACCUAAAAGAGGAGUGUGUGAAGCUGAGGACACGCGUGUUUGACUUGGAGCAGCAGAACCGCAUACUGAACGUUCUGUUCCAGCAGCGGGUCAAAAUAUCCAGCAACCCUGUCUCCCAGGAGGUCCAACGGAAUGGGAAGGCAGGUGUUCCUGCAGUGAAGUGGCCCAGCCUCCUGAGUCUGACCUGUCCACGCAGUAGCUGCAGUGGCAGUGAGGCCUCCUUAUCCAGUGCCUGUAGUGAGUACUCCAGUGGCUCACAUACUUGGGCAGAAGGACGUGGCUCCUCCAAGCAGUCUGCAAUAAAUCGAGAGAAGAGGAUGAGUGCAACUUAUUGCUCUGUAUCAGUAGAGCAGCCAGAUCUAAGCUGGAAAGAGGGCCACAUUCUGAAGGGCCUAAAGAGGCUCCAAAUGCGCAGCCCAGCUCCCCAGGAGCCAUCUUCACUUGCCUCCACAUCACAUUUCAAGAACUGCAUGACCUCCAACGAGGGCAUAUACUCUCUAGGGGUCAAGUGUGGUCCAAUAGGGGUACUGCCCGCAUUGGCAAAGGGAAAGCCUUUCAAGCCAGGAGCAGGAGUCAGUACCUUAAUCUCUGACUCAGACGAUGCAGAUGAUGAAUCGCCUCAAUCCCCAGUCAGGGAGUCCUGCUGCCCACCCAUCAAAGACACUCAUCAUCUGGAAGGACAGCCUGCGUCUGAAUUGGAAAUGGCACAAGGGGAAAAGAGCUUUACGGACUACAACUCCCAAGAGGAGCCUGUAAGACUUGUAAGAAGUCCCAGCAACUCCCUAUCACCUAUCAAAGACGUCUUCUUGCUCAAGGGUCCUACACUGAAGCCUGGACUUAGCCCAACGGCGACCCCUACCACUGUGAGUGGACUUGAGAAUACAAAUUGGAUAGAAAAAGACAAGCAGUCUGCCUUUACAAACUGGAAUGUUAUGGACAGUUGCAAUUUGAGGCCAGAGAGUGUUAAACAGCCACAAGAAAAAGUUACAGACAAACAACUAGAGACAGGGGCUAGGGAAGUGAGACAACCCAUUCAUCAUUCAGCAUCCAGAGCUCUGAGUUGGGUUAGUGAGGUGAGACAGCGCAGUGCUUCCAUGGAUACGAAGCAUUACAGAGAGCCGAACAGCCAUGGUGAAAUUGAUACCAAGGACUACACCAUUUUGGAGUCCCGACAGAGGAAAGCAAUGCCUAAGGCCUGCAACUCAGCAAGGAAGGCCUUUUUCCUCCGAAGCAAGAGUGUGGACGGAGGCCCAGACCAGGCCAAGCUGCACCAGCCUCUACAUCAGAAACUGAUAAAGGUCAAUCAAAGGUCCAAGAAUCACUUGAACACUCCUGGGUCCAGUGGCCCUGGCACAAAGACUUACCUCAGCAAGGCACCUGGUCCAGCAAAGGCAUCAGUACAAAUGUUUGAGAAAGGUAAGAAUGCUACUGGUGCAAGAACUUCAGGGCCACUUGAGAAUAGGGUACAGAGCUCCCCUUCUUCUUCACCUCAGAAACUGGUCAAGGUAUUUAAGCCACCUGGGCUGAAUGAUUACCCCAAGAGACCAUCUAAAGUAUCCCAACCAGUCUCCAAACUCACAUCAAGUGGAGCAAAAGCCCCCAACUCCAACAAUUCAGCCUGCUUUCCACUCAAACAGAGACAGCAAGACCAGCACUCCGAUCCACCUCGCAAUGAUAUCAGGUCCCUUUCUCCUCCACCCCCACCAGGUCGGACCACCUCCCUACUAAUACGAACUGAUCAUGACUCAUUACCUCAGGUGCAUAAGCCUGUGGUUCAGCCCCAAACCUCUAGCACCGUGAAGGCAACCACCAAUAGCACCAAAUCUCAGUCAAGUCAUCAUUCAUCUAUUUUACAAAAGCAAGCUCAAGCCCCCAUCAAAAUGCAAGACACUCCUCAUAUGGAUCCCAAAAUGGGCUCUGAGAUGAAAAGGUCUCCGAAACUGGUCCCUACCAAAGUUCACCAUACCUUACCAAUGUCUACCCCUAUUCAAGAAUCCAAGGAAACAGCCUAUUCCCACUCCUCACUGAGCUGGACUGUGGCACAAACCUCUCAUCAGGAAAAUAGUGCCCCCUUUGUGGUGCCAAACCAGGGCUGUUUACCUGUGUCCCAGCAAAGCAAUGUUGAGCCACAAAGUACAGAGCUCUUACCUCAGGCCUCAGCAUCUCUUCUCUGCCAUGGCAUAGUUAGUAACUCUCAACAUUCUAUGACCAGGGUAGUGAAGUCAUCCAUUCUUCUUGGCUCCAAAACCAAUGAGUCAACCUCAAAGCCGGGCAACAACUCCACAGUUAACACUGCUACAAAGGGAGUGCAGACUUUUGAAAACCUCUACCAGGACACCUACACACGUCCAAUGAUGCACUGUGUCAAUGCAGCUGUAGCCAAGGUCAAUGCUAGGAGAAAUCUCAAGACCCGCUGUAGCUCACUAGAGGAGCCUACACUCCCACCUACAGCAGCAGAGAAUGGUGUAACUUUGGACUGGGGAUUUGAUGAAGAGGGCUGGCUAUUCAAGCGCUCAGUCUCAGUCUCUACCCGGCCUCCUAUCCACCCAGUUAUGGGCAUGAACGGAGCAAAGGCUCGCAGUCACAGCUUCGGAGCACGUUACAUGGACAGACCAAACGUCAGCAGGUCAGGAAAAGUCCGUACUCACAUCAAAACUAACUCAGGAAGCUCUUUGAACUCUCUUGGUGAUGUAUUUUGGGGUAGUAUGAGUUGCUCCAACAGCUACCAUUGUCCCAUGAACAGAUCCCACGUUAACAAUUUCAUGAUUGAGGAAGGCUUGCCACUACCUCCACAUCUGAGGGCUUCCAGUGAUCGAUUUGAUCUGAAACACAAGAGGUUAAACUCAUCACAUCUCCAGACUGACAAACAGCUCUCUAGCACCUUCUGUGAACCCAUCCAUGGGGAACCAGAAAGGCAGUCCACCAUCGAGGAGAAGGUCAUGAUGGGAAUCAAGGAGAAUUUGCAGAAAUCUCAAGAGCAGGAGAAGACAACUGAAACUAAGCAGAAAUCCGUCUCAUCCCUGGCAAACUGGUUUGGAUUCCGCAAGAACAAGCUCCCUGCUCCGAGUGGUAAAAAUGUAGAUACUCAAAAGGGAAAGGAGGAGAAGAAGGAGCAUAAGCUUGGAUCUCUAUUGGGUGGGAAGCAGGCAAAGUCCGACAAAAAGGAGAGGAGGAAAAGUGAAGGUCAUCGAAUGGACAGCUCGGUGGGGAAAAGAGACUCCCAAGAUGCAUUUCUCCUCUGCCUCUCGAUGGCCUCCCAGGGAGCCUCAGUUAACAGCAUCAUGCAAGGACAAACUGGCAUCUGUGGGGACACAAAGACAAAAACACAGAGGAUGAACCUUAGGACUGAUAACGACAAUGGAGCUGCAUUAAAGAGCCCCAGUCAAGAUCACGUGAUCGGCUCCGGCUGCAAGAUGCGAACAUUGGACAGUGGCAUUGGAACGUUCACCCUCCUUGAUUCCUCCUCCUUCCUCCACUUCCUUCCCAAGUCCCCAUCGGCCCGGGGUCAGCCCACCCACUGUGCCCAGUUCCUCUAGUGCAGAAGUGUCGCUCUCCCCAAUACCCAGGUGGAGAGUGCCUGCCGGCUCAAAGGACCAUCCCUGCAGCCAACCAGAGCUUGUCAACUCCUCAUUAUCUGACACCACUGUGAGCCUUGUCCAAUCAGUGCCUUAUCCCACUGUGGCCUUCCUUCAGCCCAUCCCAUCCCUGUCUGAGCCCCUUGUGACCUGUGCCAGUGUAUGUGAUACUCAGAGCAGGCUGCCCAGACU